ACGAUAGCCCGACAUCCCCUACUCCCCAAAAUAAUCGUGGGAUCCCUUCGCCUCUCCUCCCAUCACCACCACCACCUACAAAGAAAUGGGCGAAAGAGUGGAAGACGAUGACUGGGCUCAGCGACUCACCAUACUUCUCUCCCCCGAUGCAAUCCCCCAAACCCCCCUCCGCCGGCACAGCCCCGACGAGCCCCGCAACACCGCCUCCGCCACCAACAGCCCCUUCUUCGAUAUCGACGACAACACCACCAACAGCGAUAAUUCUAAUUCCUCUCCUCCCCCUUCCCUCUUUGUGGAUCCCCACCUCCCUCCCCCUCUCCCACCCCACCGCCGCCCCCACGGAUCUUCGGACCGCCAGAAUCCUCCCUCCUCCGUCUCCGGCGUCGCCGCCGGCCGGUCCCCUGCCGGAGCGCUCCGGGAGUUCGCCGGCAGGGGCGGCGGGAUGGGGAUCUUCCAGGUUCCCCCGCGGGCCGCGGUCCAUCCUGGUCGCCCGCCUUCACUGGAGCUGAGGCCCCGCCCACUCCGCGAGACGCAGGUAGGUUCCUUCCUCCGGACCAUCGCCUGUUCGGAUUCCCAGCUCUGGGCUGGUCAGGAGUCCGGGGUCCGGUUCUGGAAUCUCUCCGAUGUGUUCGAGGGGUGGGGUACGGGUGUGGUCAAGAGAGGGGAUGAGGAGAGUGCUCCUUUCUGGGAGUCGUGCCGCACGUCCCCCACGCUGUGCUUGGCUGUUGAUGACGCCAGUGGGUUGGUUUGGAGUGGUCACAAGGAUGGGAAGAUUCGAUCUUGGAGGAUGGAGCAGCCGGCACCAAGGAAUUCGCCGACGGGUAAAGGGGGGAAUUUCAAGGAAGGGCUUUCCUGGCGAGCACACGACUCUCCUGUUCUCUCCAUUGUCAUCACUUCAUAUGGGGAAUUGUGGUCUGGUUCUGAAGGUGGAGUCAUAAGAGCCUGGUCUUGGGAGGCCAUUGAGAAAUCCCUUUCUCUAACAAUAGAAGAAGGGCAUAUGACUGCUUCGUUAGUUGAGAGGUCCUAUGUUGAUCUUAGAAGCCUGGUGACUGUUGGAGGGGUGUGUAUAUUGCCUAACAUGGAUGUCAGAUAUCUAUUAUCUGAUAAUUCUAGGUCAAAAGUAUGGAGUGGUGGUUACCUCUCUUUUGCCCUGUGGGAUUCUCAUACAAAGGAACUUCUGAAAGUUUUCAACAUAGAUGGUCAGGUUGAGACUAGGUUUGAUACCUUGUCAGUGCAUGAUCUAUAUGAAGAACAUGAGAUGAAGAUGAAUUUUGUCACUAUUUCAAAGAAGGAAAAACAACGAGGUCCUGUUAGCUUUUUCCAGCGUUCACGUAAUGCCUUGAUGGGAGCAGCUGAUGUUGUUCGGAGAGUUGCAGUCAAGGGAGCAUUUGGAGAUGAUAAUCGAAGAACAGAAGCAUUGACAAUGACAGUGGAUGGAAUGAUUUGGACUGGAUGUGCAAAUGGCUUGGUCGUGCAGUGGGAUGGAGAUGGCAUUAGGUUACAAGAAGUUCGGCAUCACUCUUCUUCUGUGCAGUGUCUUUGUACCUUUGGGAUGCGAUUGUGGGUGGGCUAUGUAGAUGGCACUGUCCAGGUGAUGGAUCUCGAUGGAUGUUUGCUGGGAAGAUGGAUAGCCCAUAGCAGCCCAGUAAUAAAGAUGGCUGUUGGAGGUUCUUAUAUCUUUACAUUGGCUAAUCAUGGUGGUAUUCGUGGAUGGAACCUGGCAUCUCCAGGGCCUCUUGAUGGUAUCUUGCGAUCAGUGCUAACCCAUAAAGAGCCAUUUUAUACAAAAACAGAACAUCUUAAAAUUUUGGUGGGUACUUGGAAUGUUGGGCAAGAAAAAGCAUCUUGUGAAUCACUUAUAUCUUGGCUGGGUGGUGCAUCGUCAGAGGUUGGAGUGGUGGUUGUUGGGUUGCAAGAGGUGGAAAUGGGUGCUGGUUUUCUUGCCAUGGCUGUGGCAAAAGAAACUGUAGGACUUGAGGGAAGUGCAAAUGGACAGUGGUGGUUGGAUGCCAUUGGUAAGAUUUUAGGUGAAGGAAAUUAUUUCGAGCGUGUUGGUUCUAGGCAGCUGGCAGGACUACUUGUUGCAGUAUGGGCUAGAAAAUAUCUUCAGCCAUAUAUUGGUGAUGUUGAUACUGCAGCAGUCCCAUGUGGGUUUGGACGUGCAAUUGGCAACAAGGGAGCUGUAGGUUUAAGGAUGAGAAUCUAUGAUAGGAAAAUGUGCUUUGUGAAUUGCCAUUUUGCUGCUCAUAUGGAGGCAGUUAACCGGCGGAAUGAUGAUUUUGAUCAUGUUUUCCGAACAAUGAAUUUUGACCGCCCUUUCAUUGCAAAUCAUGUUGCUGCAGAUGGGGUUUCUGCUGUUCAAUUGCCUCGAGGAUCAAAUACCCCAGGUGAUGGAAAACCUGAACUAUCAGAUGCAGACAUGGCCAUAUUUUUUGGUGAUUUCAACUAUCGGCUCCAGGGUAUCACAUAUGAUGAAACAAUGGACUUAAUUUCUCGAAGUUGCUUUGACUGGCUUAGAGAAAGGGAUCAGCUCCAAGCAGAAAUGAGAGCAGGUAGAGUCUUUCAAGGGUUGCGUGAAGGAGAAAUCAAAUUCCCUCCAACAUACAAAUUUGAAAGACUCCAAGCAGGUCUAUCUGCAUAUGAUUCCAGUGAGAAGAAACGCAUUCCUGCCUGGUGUGACAGAAUACUAUAUCGUGACAGCCAUUCUGUUUCAGGGGCUCAAUGCUCACUAGAAAGUCCUGUGGUUUCUUCAAUCUCCCUAUAUGAUUCUUGCAUGGAUGUGACAGAUAGUGAUCACAAACCAGUCAGGUGCAUAUUCAAUGUUGAUAUUGCAUGUGUAGAUGAAUUGUCAAGGAGGCAAGAGUUUGGAGAUAUAAUUGCUUCAAAUGAGAGAGUCAAGUGUUUGCUUGAAGAAAUUCAGUAUGUUCCAGAAACUGUUUUUAACACUUACAACAUAAUCCUACAAAACCAAGACACCUCCAUGUUGAGAAUAACUAAUAAAUGCAAGAGGGACAAAGCUAUGUUUGGAAUUACAUGCGAAGGUCAUUCCAUUGUCAAGGAUGAUGGACAGAUAUCUAAGCUUCGCACAAGAGCUUCCUUUGGAUUUCCUAGCUGGCUGAAGAUUACUCCAACAGCUGGUAUAAUCAAGCCUGGUCAUAUGAUUGAUGUAUCUUUGCACCAUGAGGAUCUUGAUACCCUAGAGUAUGUUGACGGAAUCCCACGGAAUAGGUGGCAUGAAGAUACAGGAGGCAAGGUAGCAAUAUUGAUGGUAAACAUCAGAGGCAGUUGCUCAGUUAAGAGCAGAAGUUACCGUGCCCAAGUACGUCACAUCUCUUCCACUACCUCAUUCAAUGAAUCAAGAGGCACAUCAAAACAGAUUCAAUCAAACCCUCAAAGACCUGAUUUCGCCAAUUCCAGUGGGUCCUCGAAUGUAGUAGACUUGCUGCUGUAGAGAUAAAUAUACGAAAGCAAGGAUCUGAGACCCCUUCUCAAAGGACAUUCAAUUUCUUAUCCCUUUUUUCUUGUUUGUACAUAAACCCAUCAGAGUCAGAGCCCAAAUUUCUCAUCCUUUAAGGGGGAAAGGAAUUAAUAUAGAAAUCUUCCAAUCACUUCACCCAUGCUCUCCCUCUGUCUCUCUCUUUUUUUGUUUUUUAAUUCAUUGUGGCAAUAUAUUUCAAACAAUUUGUUUUGUUUACUUUGGUCAUAUAGCAGCAUGUCUGUAAGAGGGUCUUUGUGCUCCUGUAAUGCUAUGUUUUCUCUAUCCAUUUACAAUUGUUUGUUCAGAGGCAACUAUGUUAGACAUGUUUCCUUAAUAAAUGUACAAGUUAUUCUGUUGAUUUGUAA
Messenger RNA from Phoenix dactylifera (date palm), 3843 nucleotides. RefSeq names its product type I inositol polyphosphate 5-phosphatase 13-like. Gene Ontology annotation, molecular function: protein binding; phosphatidylinositol-4,5-bisphosphate 5-phosphatase activity. Gene Ontology annotation, biological process: phosphatidylinositol dephosphorylation. The record is from RefSeq and is a predicted model, not a curated record. NCBI's taxonomy places the organism in Eukaryota, Viridiplantae, Streptophyta, Magnoliopsida, Arecales, Arecaceae.